AUGUCCAGCUUACUUGCUACAUACAUACACACCCACGGAUUGAACGAUUUGAACAUGUCUGACACGACCACACUCGCAGAGUACCUCUUCGAGAGGCUGAAGCAGCUAGGUGUUGCAACAGUACAUGGCGUCCCAGGCGACUACAAUUUGACCUUGCUGGACUAUGUCGAACCAUCGGGACUACACUGGACAGGUGGCUGUAACGAACUCAACGCUGGCUAUGCCACUGAUGGAUAUUCACGGAUCAAAGGUGCAGGAGCUCUCAUCACCACGUUUGGUGUAGGAGAGCUGAGUGCUAUCAAUGCCAUUGCAGGUGCUUAUGCCGAGCUGGUCAAGCUGGUGCACAUUGUCGGAACGCCUCAAAGACCACAGCAAGAGUCGAGAGCACUGAUUCACCACACUCUUCUGGAUGGAGACUACACUCACUUUGCUGACAUGUCUAAACAUGUAACAGUAGCGCAGGCGAACUUGCUGGACCCACGCACAGCUACACAACUCAUCGACGCUGUUCUACUGCAGUGUCUGAUACACAGUCGCCCAGUGUACAUACAACUCCCGGUCGAUAUGGUCUCUGCAAAAGUAUCUGCCAAGCGUCUCAGCACGCCGCUAGACGUAUCACAGCUCGUCGCUUCACCAAAUGAGAGUGCUGCAACUUCUGAAAUCAUCGAGCGUAUCAAGAACAGCAAGCGACCAGUCAUUUUGGUCGACGGCGAGAGCGUCUCGUACGGCACGAUGGACGAGCUUCACAAACUCAUAGAGACAAGCAAGUGGCCCACGUGGAUGUCGACCUACGCCAAAGGAUCAGUAAACGAAGACCUUCCCAACGUACACGGUGUCUGGGCAGGCCCAUUCGCCACGCAGGAAGAACAGGACUACAUCAAGUCUGCAGAUCUGAUCCUUUGUUUCGGACCACACCACAGCAAUACGAACACCUUCUUAUACUCUACCAUCACAGCUGCUGACAAGACUAUUUACUUCAAAGCCAAGUCGGUACAUGCAGGCGACAAAGUAUUCAGAGACCUACCAGCCAAACAGUACCUAGCAUCCCUUUUGACCAAACUGGACUCGUCUGCGUUUCAGACCAGGUCAGAGGCCAACUUCACGGGCCCUCCGCCAAAACAGCUUCCAGGCCUCUCUUCCAACGAAGCCAUUAGCCAGGUCUCCUUCUACCGCAAGUUCACCACCUGGCUUCGACCAGGCGACAUCAUCCUCGCAGAGACCGGUACUCCAGGCUACGGCUGCCGCGACAUGACACUUCCCUCCGACGCCCGUCUCUUCAACCCAGUCACCUGGCUCUCCAUCGGAUACAUGCUUCCCGCCUCCCAAGGUGCUGCCCUUGCCCAGCGAGAACUCCACUCAGCAGGAAAGUGGAAAGAUGCAGGCAAUGGGCAUGUGCCUCGCACAAUUCUCAUGCAAGGCGACGGGAGUUUCCAAAUGACAGCACAGGAGCUCAGCACGAUCAUCAAGGAGAAGUUGAACGUCCUCCUCGUCCUCAUCAACAACGACGGCUACACGAUCGAGCGGUGCAUUCACGGAUGGGAUAAGGAAUACAACGACGUGGCGAGGUGGCGGUACCUCGAAGCGCCGAAGCUGUUUGGUGCGGAGAUGGGCGAUGGGGACGGGUACAGGGCGAGGACAUAUAGAGCGAGCACGUGGGGUGAGCUGGAGGAGGCUAUGGGUGCUGUGGAGAAGGUGAAGGAGCCAGCGUUGCAUAUGGUGGAGGUGAUGAUGGACAGGGAGGAUGCGCCGGAUAUUUUGGCGAAGAUGUUGCGGGAUCAGAAAGUUGCUGAGCAGAAAGGUGUGAAACAGUAG
Fulvia fulva is the source of this 1812-nucleotide messenger RNA. Its product is annotated as Pyruvate decarboxylase. The coding region runs from base 1 to 1812 and encodes 603 amino acids. The record is from RefSeq and is a predicted model, not a curated record. The transcript has a single exon. Lineage: Eukaryota; Fungi; Ascomycota; Dothideomycetes; Mycosphaerellales; Mycosphaerellaceae. Gene Ontology annotation, molecular function: magnesium ion binding; carboxy-lyase activity; thiamine pyrophosphate binding.